This is a messenger RNA of Chanos chanos (milkfish), 1077 nucleotides long. RefSeq names its product desumoylating isopeptidase 1b (gene desi1b). NCBI's taxonomy places the organism in Eukaryota, Metazoa, Chordata, Actinopteri, Gonorynchiformes, Chanidae. Gene Ontology annotation, biological process: protein modification by small protein removal. Bases 1 to 510 code for a protein of 169 amino acids. The record is from RefSeq and is a predicted model, not a curated record. The transcript is spliced from 6 exons. Gene Ontology annotation, molecular function: peptidase activity.
AUGGAUAAUCAAAGCGGAUCAUACAAUGUCAAACUGUAUGUGUACGACUUGUCGAAAGGAAUGGCACGCCAGUUGAGUCCCAUUAUGCUGGGUAAACAGCUGGACGGAAUAUGGCACACAUCUAUAAUAAUUCAUGGAGAGGAAUUCUGUUUUGGAGGACAGGGAAUCAUGAGCUGUCGACCUGGUGGAACAGUUUUGGGGCAGCCUGACUCUAUAGUAGACCUGGGGAAUACAGAAGUAACUGAGGAUAUCUUAAUGGCAUAUCUCUCCUCUCUGGGGGAGUCUACUUACAGAGCGGACAGCUACAAUCUCUUUGAACACAACUGUAACACCUUCAGUAACGAGCUGGCACAGUUCCUAACCGGACGCAAGAUCCCCUCUUACAUCACUGACCUCCCCUCGGAGGUGCUCGCCACACCCUUUGGCCAGGCUCUCCGCCCUGUUAUAGACUCCAUGGCCAUCACUCCUCCGGGAAGCAGCAUCUUUCCUGGACAUAACGGCCAGAGAUAGACGUCACUGCCCAAAACGUUCCAGUAAUAUUCCGAUAAUUCCUUUGUUUUUUUUUUGCACUGACUCAUCGUAUCGCUGUCAUAACACUGUUGUAAACGCGAGUUCGUGUUUGACAUAUCUGCCCAGUGGCUUUUUGGACCCAGAACAGUUAUAUGCAGUUGACUGACUACUACAAAGUACUUUCACUCGUUGUUAUAAUCUAGCAGUAACGAUGACGAUAUGUCAGAUACUAACUCAAGUUUGCGACAGUAUUGCACAGGCAGCACACCAUGAGAACAUGUCAUAGACAGUCUGUAUGUGGACCCAUGGUAGACUUGAAGCUCCCAUCCCUGAGGUUUCUCUUCUGACAUGAAUGUGACAUGACCGUCCUCACAGCCGAUUCUUAACCCACUGAUACCACUAAAAACCAUGGGACACACACCCACACACACAGCUAAACCUUGCCUUAUAUUGCCAUUAGAAGCCUACUUUAACAUGAUAUAUUUUCUGUUUUCCUACCCCCCCUUUUUUUGAAGUUGUAUUGAAACAGAUCUUAAAGGUGUUCUCUGGAUAAUAUCCUGAUUGAGC